AAAAUGUUCAUUGGCGGCCUCAACUGGGAUACCACAGAUGAGGGGUUGAGGAAGUACUUUUCGCAGUUCGGCAAGGUCGAAGCUUGUACAAUUAUGCGCGAUGCAGCUGGUCGCUCGCGAUGUUUCGCGUUCCUUACUUUCGAAGAUCCGGCUUCGGUGAAUGCGGUCAUGGUCCGCGAACACUUCCUUGAUGGCAAAAUUAUUGAUCCCAAACGCGCCAUCCCGAGACAAGAACACCAGCGAGCCACAAAGUUGUUCAUUGGAGGCCUGGCGGGAAGUGUAACUUCGGAAUCCAUGCGGGAGUAUUUCUCCCAAUUCGGAAAGGUCGUGGAUGCCACGGUCAUGCUGGACCGAGAAACUGGACGAAGCAAAGGCUUCGGAUUCGUGUCCUUCGAGAAUGCCAACGUUGAGCCCCUUCUAGGGUUCGGAAAUCUUGAGAUUGAUGGCAAACUUGUGCGUCCAAUGAUAGUCCUCAUCCUCCGAUGGCAUUCGGUAAUGCUCUUAUCUCUAGAUUGAUGUCAAACUUGCCCAACCCCGCUCGCAGCGCGAAGGCUUCACCGAGGGCGGCGCUGGCGGACAGGCCGCCGGAGCGUACAGC
Molecule: messenger RNA, 598 nt
Organism: Laetiporus sulphureus 93-53
Lineage: Eukaryota; Fungi; Basidiomycota; Agaricomycetes; Polyporales; Laetiporaceae
Exons: 3
Coding region: 4-516 (170 amino acids)
Molecular function (GO): RNA binding
Source: RefSeq, a predicted model, not a curated record